AUGAAGAUACAUUACCUCCUUGGAAUUGUAGCAUUAUUGGCAUUUAGCCAAGGAAUUUAUAGUGAAGAAGAAACUAAAGAAAAUAAAUAUGGAACAAUUAUUGGUAUUGAUUUAGGUACAACUUAUUCAUGUGUAGGUGUUUAUAAAAAUGGACGUGUAGAAAUUAUUGCAAAUGAUCAAGGAAAUCGUAUUACCCCAUCAUAUGUUGCAUUUACUCCUGAGACAGGUGAAAGACUUAUUGGAGAUGCUGCUAAAAAUCAAUUGACUUCAAAUCCAGAAAAUACUAUUUUCGAUGCAAAGAGAUUGAUUGGUAGAGAAUUCACCGAUAAGACAGUUCAAGCUGAUAUGAAAUUAUGGCCAUUUAAAGUUUUAGACAAAAGUAAUAAACCACAUGUUGCAGUUAAAGUUGGAUCUGGAGAGAAAUCAUUUACUGCAGAGGAAGUAUCAGCUAUGGUUUUAACAAAAAUGAAAGAAAUUGCUGAGACAUAUCUUGGAAAAGAGGUAAAGAAUGCAGUAAUUACAGUUCCAGCUUAUUUCAAUGAUGCUCAAAGACAAGCUACUAAAGAUGCCGGAACUAUUGCUGGUUUGAAUGUUGUUCGUGUAAUCAACGAACCAACUGCUGCUGCAAUUGCAUAUGGAUUAGAUAAAAAAGAAGGUGAAAGAAACAUUCUUGUCUUUGAUUUAGGUGGUGGUACUUUCGAUGUCUCUCUUCUCACUAUUGACAAUGGAGUUUUUGAAGUUUUGGCUACCAAUGGUGACACUCAUUUAGGAGGUGAAGAUUUUGACCAACGUGUUAUGGAAUACUUUAUUAAAUUGUAUAAAAAGAAAACUGGAAAAGACAUUAGAACAGAUAAUCGUGCAGUUCAAAAACUUCGUCGUGAAGUUGAGAAGGCCAAGAGAGCUCUUUCCGUUCAACAUCAAGUUAGAGUUGAAGUAGAAUCUCUUUAUGAUGGUGAAGAUUUUUCAGAAACACUUACACGUUCCAAAUUUGAAGAACUUAACAUGGAUCUUUUCCGUGCCACAAUGAAACCUGUCCAAAAAGUACUUGAAGAUGCCGACUUAAAGAAGGGUGACAUUCAUGAAAUUGUUCUUGUUGGUGGAUCUACUCGUAUUCCAAAAGUUCAACAACUUAUCAAAGAAUUCUUCAAUGGAAAAGAGCCAUCAAGAGGUAUCAAUCCAGAUGAAGCUGUUGCUUAUGGUGCUGCUGUUCAAGGUGGUGUCAUUUCUGGAGAAGACUCUACUUCCGGAAUCGUCCUUCUCGAUGUCAAUCCACUUACAUUAGGAAUUGAAACUGUCGGAGGAGUUAUGACUAAACUUAUCCCAAGAAACACUGUUAUUCCAACAAAGAAGUCUCAAGUAUUUUCUACUGCUGCUGAUAAUCAACCAACUGUCACAAUUCAAGUUUUUGAAGGAGAACGUCCAAUGACUAAAGAUAAUCAUCAACUUGGAAAAUUCGAUCUUACUGGUAUACCCCCAGCUCCACGUGGUGUUCCACAAAUUGAGGUAACAUUUGAAAUUGAUGUAAAUGGUAUUCUCCAUGUAACAGCUGAAGACAAAGGAACUGGUUCAAAGAAUAAGAUUACUAUUACUAAUGACCAAAAUAGACUUUCUCCAGAAGACAUUGAACGUAUGAUUAAUGAUGCUGAGAAAUUCGCUGAUGAAGAUAAAAAAUUAAAAGAAGUUGUUGAGGCUCGUAAUGAACUUGAAGGAUAUGCCUAUAAUCUUAAGAAUCAAAUAGGAGAUACUGAAAAAUUAGGAGGUAAACUUUCUGAUGAUGAAAAGGUAACAAUUGAGACAGCUGUAGACCAAACAAUAAACUGGUUAGAUUCAAAUAAAGAAGCAACUGCUGAGGAACUUCAACAACAAAAGAAAGAUUUAGAGGGAACCGUUCAACCAAUUAUUAGUAAAUUAUACCAGGGUAGUGAAGGUGGAGCCGGAGGCCAACAGACUGAGGAAGAAUCUGUUGACAAGGACGAGCUUUAA
This is a messenger RNA of Strongyloides ratti, 1983 nucleotides long. Its product is annotated as Heat shock cognate 71 kDa protein. The transcript is spliced from 2 exons. NCBI's taxonomy places the organism in Eukaryota, Metazoa, Nematoda, Chromadorea, Rhabditida, Strongyloididae. Bases 1 to 1983 code for a protein of 660 amino acids. The record is from RefSeq and is a predicted model, not a curated record. Gene Ontology annotation, cellular component: endoplasmic reticulum chaperone complex; nucleus; cytoplasm. Gene Ontology annotation, biological process: cellular response to unfolded protein; protein refolding; endoplasmic reticulum unfolded protein response. Gene Ontology annotation, molecular function: ATP-dependent protein folding chaperone; misfolded protein binding; heat shock protein binding.